AUGGUUCCAGCGCCGAUCCGCAGGAAACUUGUCAUUGUUGGUGACGGUGCUUGUGGAAAGACAUCACUCCUCUGCGUCUUUGCUAUCGGCGAGUUCCCACAAGAGUAUGAACCCACCAUUUUCGAAAACUAUGUUGCCGAAAUUCGUCUUGAUGGCAAACCAGUCCAGCUCGCACUUUGGGACACAGCAGGGCAAGAAGAGUACGAACGUUUGCGUCCGCUCUCUUACUCGCAAGCACAUGUCAUCUUGAUCGCCUUUGCCAUUGACACUCCUGACUCGUUGGAAAACGUGCAGGUCAAAUGGAUGGAAGAAGUGCGUCAAAUAUGUGGUCCUUCCGUCCCCGUCUUGUUGGUUGGAUGCAAGAAGGAUCUGCGCGAAGAUGCAAUUGCAAAAGGAAAGCCCGUUGAAGGUCACUUUGUUGACAGGCAACAAGCCAAACAGGUCGCACAACAGAUUGGCGCACGCUCAUAUCACGAGUGCUCAUCACUCAACAAUCAAGGUGUUGAUGCCGUCUUUGAGGCUGCGACACGCGCUGCCAUGCUGGUCAGGAACACGGGUGCAAGUACAGGCGGCGCUAUCUCGCAAAGCAAGACCAAGGAGGCAUUACACAACGACGCUGGCUCGUGCAAGUGUGUCGUCCUCUAG
Messenger RNA from Ustilago hordei, 645 nucleotides. Its product is annotated as putative Rho2 - GTP binding protein Rho2. Gene Ontology annotation, molecular function: GTP binding; GTPase activity. The transcript has a single exon. Gene Ontology annotation, biological process: small GTPase-mediated signal transduction. Bases 1 to 645 code for a protein of 214 amino acids. The record is from RefSeq and is a predicted model, not a curated record. NCBI's taxonomy places the organism in Eukaryota, Fungi, Basidiomycota, Ustilaginomycetes, Ustilaginales, Ustilaginaceae.